Armigeres subalbatus is the source of this 1577-nucleotide messenger RNA. RefSeq names its product short-chain specific acyl-CoA dehydrogenase, mitochondrial-like. NCBI's taxonomy places the organism in Eukaryota, Metazoa, Arthropoda, Insecta, Diptera, Culicidae. Gene Ontology annotation, biological process: fatty acid beta-oxidation using acyl-CoA dehydrogenase; butyrate catabolic process. Bases 191 to 1405 code for a protein of 404 amino acids. The record is from RefSeq and is a predicted model, not a curated record. Gene Ontology annotation, cellular component: mitochondrion. Gene Ontology annotation, molecular function: flavin adenine dinucleotide binding. The transcript has 2 exons.
UUGCAAGGCAAUAAUCACCCUUCUGCCUUCCUUAUAUCGCACUGUCUGUCGUGCACCGGUGGAGAGACAAGCUAAAAGUUACAGUUCCUUAUAUCAGUGAUUUUUUUUUGCAUUUUGGUUUUUCAAUUAGAAGAUUUUUCUUUCAAUAAUACCACGUUACCAGUUGUGAUACUUCUUGGAUAAUUAUAUAAUGUUCACUCUCAGGAAUACAGCCAAAUUAGGACUGAACUUAUGGAGCAAACGAUCAAUCGCGAGCCUAUCGGGGCUCUCGGAGACGCACCAGAUGCUGCAGAAAACUUGUCGCGAUUUUGCCGAUAAUGAGCUAGUUCCAAUCGCGGCAAAGAUCGAUCGGGAGCACCUGUACCCGGGCGAGCAAGUCGAGAAAAUGGGUGAGCUGGGAUUGAUGGCGAUCGCCGUUAAUGAGAAAUACGGAGGAACCGGAUUGGACUAUCUGGCGUAUGCGAUUGCGUUGGAGGAAAUCUCUCGAGGAUGCGCAUCGGCUGGCGUAAUUAUGUCGGUGAAUAACUCCCUGUAUCUUGGACCGAUCGAUUACUUCGGAAACGAGGAACAGAAGCAGAAAUAUGUGGCUGGAUAUACCGAUGGAAAAAAGGUGGGAUGUUUUGCACUGUCUGAGCCGGGUAACGGAUCGGAUGCAGGAGCCGCGUCUACAGUAGCUUCAUUGAAAUCAGAUCGGUGGGUGCUCAACGGAACGAAGUGUUGGAUCACGAACGCUUAUGAAGCGGAGAGUGCUGUAGUCUUUGCCACCACCGACAAAAGUCUCAAACAUAAAGGAAUAUCCGCAUUUAUUGUUCCGAAGGGCACUCCUGGUUUCACCCUUGGUAAGAAAGAAGACAAACUAGGGAUUCGGGGAUCUUCAACAGCCCAACUUAUCUUCGAAGACUGCGAAAUUCCCAAGGAAAAUCUGCUUGGGGAGCCAGGAUUUGGGUUCAAAAUUGCCAUGCAAACCCUGGAUUCCGGCCGUAUCGGUAUCGCUAGUCAGGCCCUGGGAAUUGCCCAAGCGUCUCUGGAAUGUGCUGUCGAUUAUGCCAACAAACGAAUCGCGUUUGGUAAGCCUAUCUCGAAACUUCAAGCCAUUCAGCAAAAGAUCGCUGACAUGUCACUAAAUCUCGAAUCGGCCCGUUUACUCACGUGGCGUGCGGCCUGGCUGAAGGAUAACAAGAAGCCGUUUACCAAGGAAGCAGCUAUGGGAAAAUUGGCAGCCUCGGAAGCCGCCACCUUCUGUGCUCAUCAGUGCAUUCAGAUUUUAGGAGGAAUGGGCUACGUGUCGGAUAUGCCAGCCGAGCGCCAUUAUCGUGAUGCGAGGAUUACGGAAAUAUAUGAAGGCACGUCGGAGAUUCAACGGCUGGUCAUUGCGGGCCAAGUUAUAAAAGAAUUGUCCGCGUAGUAGAUCUUUUGAUCAUAGAAUUCAUAUGCAUUGUAAAAAGUAGACACGAAUCAGUUCUGUUCGUUAUGUAAUUAGGGUUAUCACUUCAUUCAAAAGUAGCAACAGAUUGAUAUUGGCUAUAGCCUUCAGACAUGAUAUAAACAAAUUCGCAGUGUAUUGCAUGGUCGAUUUA